Messenger RNA from Protopterus annectens (West African lungfish), 5240 nucleotides. RefSeq names its product cilia and flagella associated protein 43 (gene CFAP43). Gene Ontology annotation, biological process: cilium assembly; sperm axoneme assembly. The transcript has 38 exons. Gene Ontology annotation, molecular function: protein binding. Bases 86 to 5092 code for a protein of 1668 amino acids. Lineage: Eukaryota; Metazoa; Chordata; Ceratodontiformes; Protopteridae. The record is from RefSeq and is a predicted model, not a curated record. Gene Ontology annotation, cellular component: axoneme.
CACAACCUAACUUGCUGUUAAUAGUGAGAGAUAGCUGACUACUUUCGGUUUAUUGGGAAUGCAGUGAAAGUUUUAAACUUGUAAGAUGGAGAGGUUUGGUUCUUUUGAAGUCAGAUGGGCUCAAGGAUCGCCAACCCAGGAUGUUUCUUUUGUAAAUAACAGAACAGUAUGUUUUCCUUCAGGGAACCACAUCAUUUUUGUUGACAUACAGACUAAAAAGCGAUCAGUGCUGACAUCUUCAAAGGGCAGUAUUGGUGCAUUUGCUGUGAGUGGAAACUUUGAAGUGGUGGCCUUUUCAGAACAACGAUUAAAGCCAUCCAUCUUUGUGUACACUUUCCCAGAGUUAAUUAGAAGAGCAGAGCUCAAAGGUGAGGUACAGCUGGACUACUCUUUAUUAACCUUUAGCUGUUCCAGUCCUUACUUGGCCAGUUAUUCUGCAGUCCCCGAAUUUGCCCUUACAAUAUGGAACUGGCAAGAUGGGACAUGUCUUUGCAGCCAGUCACGUGUGGGGACAGAAUUCACGAGUUUAUCCUUCAACCCUUUGAACUGGCACCAGCUCUGCCUGGCUGGCAAGAACUCUGUGAUACUGUGGAAUAUUGAGAGAAGUAAUACUCAACAUUUGCUGAAAAGAGUCACUGUGGAACUUCCAUCUGUUGAUGGCUCUUUUUUUGAAGAGGAUCCAACAUCAAUUCUUGCUACUGCAAAGCUUCCUUACUACGGACCACAAAUGCCAAUAUCUGCCAUUUCAGGGCUUGUGGAAAAGUUAGCAGAUACCUUUGUGCCAGGAGAAGUCAGGAAGCCUGUGGUUCGUCCUGUCUCUCACUGCUGGACAUCGACAUCUGAUUUAUACGUGGGCUGUGAGCAGGGGCAUCUGCUGAAUAUUAACCCAGAAACUCAAAAAGUAACCAUGCUGUUUAAUCCAGAGAACUAUACUGCUGGAAACCAUCCAGGGAGCAGAUUGAAACAGGGAAGUCUGGACACACUGGUAGUACACAAGAAUGGCCUAUUUGUUGCUGGAAAUGAUGGUGUUUUGCGCCGUUUGAGUUUCAGAAGCACAGACCUACAUAUUGAGGAAAUCUGGUCAUCAGAAGAACCAGUCAUAAAAAUUGACUUUUCUCCAGAUUAUGGAACUCUGUCCAUGACAACAAAUAAGGGAGCAAUAUGUGUUUACAAACUUGAGAACCCAGGAGGCAUCUCCACCAUUUUCAGUGUUUGCUCUGGGAGAUUUUUGGCUGUUGACUUCCUUGCACCUGGACAAAACUAUUGUGUGACUGUGAGAGAUUCAGGAGAAGUACAAGCAUGGUCUGUGGAAGAUGGAACAAACAUCAGCACUCUUCAUCUUCACACACAGGCAGCUGUUUUGGCCUGUUGCCCAUCUUCAAAAUGUGUUGCUGUGGGGACCAUUUCUGGUCAUGUAUACUUUGUGGACAUGACUGAUGUUCAGAAUCCACGUUUAGUUCACAGAAUACAUUUGUACCAUAUUCCUGUACAGCACCUGCAUUAUGAUCAAGAAGGACAGUUCCUUAUCACUGGAGCAGCAGAUGGUCACAUGUUUGUUCUGGAUGCCAAGCCAUCAAGAUCGUUUUCAGUCAUUGGUUAUACAGUUGUAGGAUGUGAAGUUAUAACCAUCUCUACACUAAAUAUCAGAGAAGAGAAGCAAGUGAAGGUUUUGGCACUCCAUUUAGAAGAUUCAGUGGAUGCAGUAGGACAAACAAAGCUGGAAACAUUUGGGUUGCCAUAUGAAAUGUCAACAAGUCCGUUAUAUGCAGAGCAAUGUGCAGAUAACAGAGGUGUGCUGAAAAAUUUUAUCAUUCAAAAGCAGCGUUAUACUGUUGAACAUACUUUGUGUUCUGCAGUUCUGGGAACCAGCAACACAAUAUAUGGAUAUUGCAGUCAGACAAAAUAUAUCCACAAAUACCUGAUCUCUAAGGAAACAUCUGCCUUGGAAACUUUGAAUGUGGAAAAAGAAGUGAAGGCUCACCAGACGGGUCCAGCCUAUCUUUGCUUGUCUCCACAUCAUCAGUGGUUAGCAUCAGUGGCCAAGGAUGGAGUACUGCAAAUUCUGGAAGCUGUCAAUAUGGAAGCUUCUGCUCAUAUUCAGUGCCACUCUUCCCGCACAGGUGGAAUCCAGUCAGUAGCUCUAUCAGUGGAUGGUCGGAUCAUUGUAACUGUUGGAAACAGUGAUGGUACACUUGUUUGUCUAACAUGGAGGCAUAAAAAUACUGGAAAAAGCAAGGUUGAUGCAGCAGUUGAAUACGGACAUUCACUGGUUUCAUUGAUGGAGCCUGUCAUUGCUGUAGAAAAUAAAACACUGGCCUUGAUGCCAGUAUGGAUCUCAGAUACAGAAUCUCGUCCAGGAACAGCUGAAGAGAAAGAAACACAGGAGAUAUCUGAGAAAAAGAUGUCUGUAGAGAUAACAGAACAAGAUGAAAGCUAUACCAGUACUGCUUCAAUUUCACCUUCUAACAGCACCUGGCUAGACCUGAAGUUGGAAGAAGCAAUUAAAGAGGAAAGCCAGCAGUUUGCAAACAUAAAGAAAGACUUGAGAAAGGGGAUAAGUGAGCUUCGAAAAACUAUACAAGGGAUGAUACGGGAGAAUGAAUCCUUACCUGACAUGGAGAAACUUGACCAGCAGGAGUUCGACCUAGAUGUGGAGGAGCAGGAGAGGCUUCAGACUGAAGGACAAGAGGAAGUGGCCAAGGUGAGAAAAGAGAUUGAAUUAGAAAAUUUGAUUCAGCGCUACUUGCGAGAUGUCAUUAAACAGGAGUGCUGGGAUUCCAUGGCAGUCAAAGGCCGGGCAGUAAAGGCAUUCCACUCAGAUUGUGAAGUAAAGAACUACCCAAUGAAAGAACGCAGCCAGAAGGAGAUGGAAGAAUUAGAGAGAGUUAUUCAGCUCAGGAAAAUUGAAACAGUUGAUAUAAAUACUCGAAGGGAGCUUGUAGAGAUCCUGCCAAAGAAUUUAGCAGACAAGGAAGAAGAAGAGGAUACAGAUGAAGGACAAAAACAAGGAGAAAGUCCUGCACUAAUUGGCAGCCUCAGUGGCAGUUUUGGCAUAGCUAGUCCGUACUUAUGCAGUCAGUUUGACCUGCACACAAAGGAAGAAAAAAUCAAUCAGAUUUUACUACUGAAGGAUGUGAUUUACAACAUUAAAACAGCAUUUAAUAGAGAGUUUGAAGCUAUUUAUAAGCAGAAGGAGCAAGAAAUUUCUCGUGUGAGAGAGAGAAAUCAGAGACUCCAGGAAAUCUUGGCAGAGCUGGAGAUAAAAGAGAACAUAUGGCAACCUCAUUUUGCAGACAGUGAAAAACCAGAGAGAGCACUUACAGUUCAAGACACAGAGAUUAAAGUUGAAAAAUUCAUCUCUCCAGAGCAAACUGCAAAAGCAGAGGAACAUGCAAAGGCAGAAGAAAAACUGCGCCAGACAACAAAGAAUGAUAACAUAAGAGAGAGAGCUCUUGGUGACAUGAUGGGUGGUGUCUUGGAGGUCAAGAAAGCAGAUGCUUUAAAAAUGGACAUCCCUCAACCUGAUUGCAUGUCGAAGGCUGACAGUGUCUGGACAGAAGAUGACAGGAGACUGGUUAAAGACUAUGAGAAGAAAAUCAAAGAGCUGAAUGAAGAAAGGGAGAAAUACAAGAAGGGUCUUGAAGCUGAAAUGAAGAAACUUCAGACAAGUAUCCAAGAAACUACUCAGUCCUUUGAUGAUGCUUUAAAUAGACUCUUUGACAGGAAAGUGAAGUCAGAAAUGAUUAUCUACCAGGAAGAAAUGAAGAUAGCAAGUUUGGCGUUCUCCCUAGUAGUUGAGGAAGAGCUGAAUACAAGGGAGGCUCAACUUAAUUUUCAGCUUGAGAAAAUUCGCAAGCAAAAGGUCCAAAGUGCUGAAGUUGUACAACAGACAAAGUCACAAGUGGAUGCAUACCGAGAGACCUAUGAUAAUGCUGUAGCAGAGGACAAGCUGUUGGAUCGUGGCUUUAGAAAGGAGUUUAAUGAUGUACCAGCCCUCUUGGUUGAUCAGCUGUACAAACUGUAUAAACGCAGACCAAGGGUUCAAAAGAUACGAACACAAGCAGAUAACUUUCACCCCUUUGGAGAUCAUCAGGGUUCAGCAAGGGCUGCCAGUGAUGCGUAUAACCAGCUGCUGAGAGCCAUGGAUGAUUUGGACUCUCCAGAGAACAUGCCAGAAACUUUGGAACUCCCAGUAUGGGAACGCUUUUGCUUGGCAAGAAGAACAAAACUGGAAAGUGAACAGCAGGUAAAACAUAAAGCAUUAACUUUAGCAGAAAUGCAGGCCUUUCUCCAAAGGAGGCUAGAAGAGGAUGAAAGGAAUCGACAGGCAAUGGAAAACACUCUGCAGGAGCUGAACAUAGUGCGGGAGGAGAAGAUGAGAUCCCAGCUUAAUCUAACUGCUCAGUUUCUGCUGAAACAGGGACAGGUAGAAGUGGAAGGAGGUGAUUUCGUUCCUGACUAUUCAGAUUCUAUUCUUGUUUACAGAAACGUUGUGGAGGAUUUGAAUGCAACAAUAAAGUCUCUUGGGGAGCAGAAAAUUGCCAGCAUGGUAGAAAGCAAAGAUUUUCGAAAAGGGAUUAUACAGCUGGAAUGGGAACGUAAGAAAAUGCAGAUGCAGAUAGAAGACCUGCACAACAAAGCUCGUGAUAUCCAAAUGUUGAGAGUUUCAAAGGAAUUACAAAAGUACCUGUUUGAAACUGAUCACGAUAGCCGUGUUCUCCAUGAAAUGUCAGUUUUGGAACAAACUCUAGCAUUGCAAGAAAAGCACCACAAGAAAAAUUCAAAAAAUUUUAGGAGAGUCGUAAAGGAACUGGAAUCAAAGAUCAAACACAUGCAAGAGCAGAAUAACAAACUGGAUGAGGAGCUGCAAGAGUUGUUGGUCUCUGUGUCGGAACGAAAGCUUGUGUUUGAUGCAAUUGCUGUGGAAAAGAACAUGGAAGCCAAUACAGAACAGCGUUACCAGGAUAUCAUACAGCGCCGAAAGUUGGUUGAUCUGGCAAAAUCUCAGGCACAAGAAGUUGCUGUUUUACGAGCAGAAGUUGAGAGGCUAAGAAUGAAAACAUUCCCUGCUUUGAUUCAUAAAGAAAAAUAAACAUGACAACAGACUGUGUGGGCAUACAUUAAAUUAGUAUGCAUUUUUAGAAAUAUAUUUCAAUGAUCUGCACUAUGAUAAAGAACUAUUGUAGUUGCUCAUUAACGCUUUUCAAUAAAUAUGUUUAUAUGUUUUACUAAGCUUAAGA